AUGGUUACUACUAAAGACAUAGAAUUCUGGCGUGAAUUUAUAAACCUAUAUCGCGAACUACCUGCAGUUUGGAAAAUAAAAAGUGAUGAUUAUAAAAACCGUGAUUUAAAGUCUCAAUGUUAUGUAAAGUUAACAGACAAACUAAAAGAACAUCAACCAACUGCAGAUAUAAAUUGUACAAAAAGAAAAAUUAACACAUUAAGGUCCAAUUUUCGAAGAGAGUUGAAGAAACAAAUCAAUAGUAGAAAAUCUGGAGCUGGUGCUGACGAUAUGUAUGAGCCCACUGUUUGGUAUUUUAAUGAUCUGGAGUUUCUAAGAGAUCAAGAAUGUCAGGAUAUUGGAAGGUCAUCCAUAGAAGAAGACAUGACUAAUUUUGUAAGUUUUUUUUAUUAG
This is a messenger RNA of Macrosiphum euphorbiae (potato aphid), 393 nucleotides long. The record is from the annotation of a GenBank genome assembly. Lineage: Eukaryota; Metazoa; Arthropoda; Insecta; Hemiptera; Aphididae.